GAAAAUCUAAAAAUUCCCCCCGAUAUUGAUUUAUCUUCUCAUCCCUUUGUUCGGGAAAAAAUAUUUUUCAAUCAGUCAUCAUUUUCCCUCUCAUUUUUCCCAACCUUUGGAGGGAAAAAGCCGAAAAACCUCCGAACACUCCUAAAACUAAUCCCUGCUCACAUUGGUAAACAAAAUCUAGGGGUUUUGUUCCUCAAAUUCCACUCGUCUCAUUUUAUGAACAAAUUCACCGUUCAAUUUUCUGAUUGCAGGAAAAAGCUCCCGCGAUCGUCAUUUCUCUGAUCUUCGCUCGUUUGGUUCUGUAUCGGAACAGGACAGUUUUUGUUCAGGAUCUGUAAUUUGAAUUGUUACACCGAGCCAAGUUGGUAUUGGAAGUCAUCUUAAGUUGGAGAAGUCUUCCUCAGAGAGAAAUGCAAACAAAGAAAAAAAAUUCUGGAGGAAGUGCUGCUUGUGGGCACGCCAGUCCCAGGGUUUCAAGGGCUCAGCAGAAGCAAAAUGUACAAGGUGUGGAAAAUAAAGUUAAAGACUUGAUUACAUCUACAGCUACAAAACAUAGACUUGCUGGUGCUGUUCCCAAGAAGAAAAAGGAGCCUGUUGUGGCAAUGAAUUUAAAUGCUAAAUAUGAGUUGUUGCGUAAUGAGAUUCCUGAUGUUUGUUUGGGGCAUGAUGUGGUUAGUGGUGCUUCCUUGGAUUGCAAGAGUUGCAAUGAAGACACUGCGAAUUGCAUGAUGGAAACCAUAUUUUCUCCAUCCUUUCACAUUUCUAAACAUGCUGGAGGGGAAAUUGCCAAUGGAGUUGAUUUUGUCAAAUACUUUAGGACUGGAGACCAGAGUCAAGAUCGUGAGACAGAAUACCCCCAGGUUGAUGUGUUGAAUGCUCAUGAAGAAACUUCUGAAUCGCUUAUUGGGGAAGAGAAUAAUUAUCCAGAGCAGACAGUGACCUUCCCUGCAGAUAUGGAUGUAGAUACGAAAACAUCAUCCGAAAUUUUGAAUUCCGAGAGACUUGGAGAUCAGAUGAAUACCAUAGGUAGAAAUGAUAUAGAUUCUUGUUGUCAUGUGGAUUUGGAAGGAGCAAGUCUUUCAUCUGAAGUUUCAGCCAUCUAUCUUGCCAUGAAGAAUUCUAAGCUUGAAUGCAUCGAUGAGCAUGGUCAAGAUUCUAUGUCAGCUGAUGUUUAUGUGGAGGAUGAUCAAUAUGAGGAAUUUGACGACUUCGAUCCUUACGUUUUCAUAAAGAAUUUACCAGACUUGUCAUUAGUUGUUCCGACUUUUCGCCCCAUGCUACUGCCAAAACAAACGCGGAGUUGCCCUCCUACUACUCUUGUUUUGGACUUGGACGAAACUUUGGUGCACUCCACCCUAGAACCUUGUAACGAUGCAGACUUCACGUUUCCUGUAAAUUUUAACCUCCAAGAGCAUACAGUCUAUGUUCGAUGUCGUCCUCAUCUCAGAGAUUUCAUGGAUAGAGUUUCCAGCCUUUUUGAGAUUAUUAUAUUUACAGCUAGUCAAAGCAUUUAUGCAGAACAGCUACUUAAUGUGCUUGAUCCAAAGAGAAAGGUAUUUCGUCAUCGUGUUUACCGCGAGUCCUGUGUUUAUGUGGAUGGGAAUUACCUCAAAGAUUUGUCUGUUCUUGGUCGUGAUCUGGCACAUGUUAUCAUAGUCGACAACUCUCCGCAGGCUUUUGGGUUCCAAGUUGACAAUGGAAUACCGAUUGAAAGCUGGUUUGAUGAUCGCUCGGAUAAAGAACUGCUUGUAUUACUUCCGUUUUUGGAGAGCUUGGUUGGAGUUGAAGACGUUCGGCCAUUGAUUGCAAAGAAAUUCAACCUUCGGGAGAAAGUAGCUGCAGCCGUUUGUCCUCUAAACUUAAGUAGAGGAGAUCCUUUUGAAAGAUGAGCCUCAAUGUGAAUUCCAGUUCUACGUUUCGUUGCCACUUGUGCCAGUUUUUUACCUGUAUCAUUUUAUGAAGUUAGGUUGUGAUUUCAAAAAAGAGGAAGAGAGUAGAUGUGAUCGAGGGUGUAAUCAACAGUUCAAAAACCUUUUUAUACAAGGAAGAUGUCACUCAGUUGUGCUCCGUGGAUAAAUUAGCUUGAGAAUAAAUAGUUUCAACUGUAACUUAUAUGUAAUAUGAUGGAAGGUGAUGAACAUUAUUAUAAUGGAAAAACUUCUUGGCCUUA
Messenger RNA from Carya illinoinensis, 2170 nucleotides. RefSeq names its product CTD small phosphatase-like protein 2. The transcript is spliced from 7 exons. Gene Ontology annotation, molecular function: phosphoprotein phosphatase activity. The record is from RefSeq and is a predicted model, not a curated record. The coding region runs from base 411 to 1889 and encodes 492 amino acids. Lineage: Eukaryota; Viridiplantae; Streptophyta; Magnoliopsida; Fagales; Juglandaceae.